Drosophila nasuta is the source of this 2086-nucleotide messenger RNA. RefSeq names its product luciferin 4-monooxygenase-like. NCBI's taxonomy places the organism in Eukaryota, Metazoa, Arthropoda, Insecta, Diptera, Drosophilidae. The record is from RefSeq and is a predicted model, not a curated record. Gene Ontology annotation, biological process: long-chain fatty acid metabolic process; fatty-acyl-CoA biosynthetic process. Gene Ontology annotation, molecular function: long-chain fatty acid-CoA ligase activity.
AGUAUACUAUGAGAUUAUUAUCACAAUUAUCUUUAUUGACUUGUAACUGCAAUAAUCAAUUAUCGAUUUAGCUCAAUGCGAUUAGUGGUAUUCCCCAUUGUUAAAGGGAUAUAGAGUACACUUAGUCUGCUGACAAUAUACCCCUAAAGUCAAGAUGAGUCACCACGAGUAAUUGUCCUAAGCAUGAGCAAUCUCAAUGCGCACAUACCAAUGCAGAGAAAUGUUUACAUCGUAUGGGGAGUAGACCAACUUUUGUGGUAGACGACGGAGGAGAAGUUGUACAGCUGGUGAACAUAUGUACUCAUAAUAUAAGACAAACCUGCUCGGCGACAAAACUCUUUAGUUAGUUUAAAAUGUUAGACCACACCAGGCUGACGACCAAGUUAACGACGAGCUAUAAUGCGGAAGAAAAAAUCUGGUCAGGUGCCGGAACGCAAAGUUCUUACAACGACGAUUUAACAAUUGCCCAGCUUAUAUUUAAUCAGCUGCAAAGUGAGCCUGAGAGAGUUUUUCAAAUUUCCAUUGCCGAAAAUAGGCAACUGACUCGCGGUCAAAUGCUCGAGAAUGCAACGAAAGUAAGUGCAUACUUACGGCAAGAAGGACUCAUCGAGGAGUCGCAUAACGUGGGCAUCCUGGCAAGAAAUACAACACAUUUGGCUACAUUGGCCUAUGGCUGCAUAUUCAAUGGAACGCCCUUUAGUGCUGCUAAUCCCAACAUGGACGAACCUAAGAUUCGUGAUUUGUUUAACCUUAUUAAACCACAAAUCAUUUUCUGUGUUGUUGAAGACUGUGAGAAGGCCAAAAGUGUAGCGAAAUCAUUGGGAGCAAAGAUAAUAACUAUCGAUGGAAGUUCGAGAGGUGUAACAAGCAUUGCUGACAUAUUAACAACUCCAUUAGAAAAGGAUUACAAGCCAGAAUGCUUUCGAAGGAGCAGAGAUAGCACGAUGGCCAUACUUCACACCUCUGGGUCAACGGGCACCCCAAAAGCAGUAACGAUACCCAACAAUCCCAUUUUAUUUGAAGCCUUCAGCUAUCUUGGCGCAAAUGAUGUGCAAUAUACACCAAGUUCACUCGAUUGGGUUUCUGGAUUAAUCAAGCUGAUCACGUCGGGUGUUAAUAGCACAUUGAGUCUAAUUUCCGAGCAGCCAUUUAGUCCUGAACAUUUUUUUGACCAUAUGUGAAAAGUAUAACAUCAGCUGGGCUAUGUUGGGUGUCUCACAAGUCGCUUUGCUAGUCAAUAGUCCUGAGAUUAAUGCCAACCAGUUAAAAAGCUUGCGAUAUUUAAUCAUCGUUGGUGGACGCAUACAACCAAAGACUGUGGCGACGAUGGAGUCCUAUCUGCCAGGCAAAGGCAUCCUGGGCAUGGCAUAUGGCAUGACGGAGAUGGUUACGCCUUUGGCCAAUAAUUUCAGCACCCACAUGAGGCCCACUUCGGUGGGUCGCCUCUUGCCCAUCAUUCGCAUGCGUAUUGUGGAUGAAAAUGGAAAGAACUUGGGACCGAAUGAGGUGGGGGAGAUCUACAUUGAUCAUGGACAGCAUUGGAGUGGCUACUAUCAAAAUGAUGUAGCUACAAAAGAGAUGAGAGACUCUGAAAGUUGGUUUCACACCGGUGAUUUAGGUUACUUCGAUGACGAUAAUUAUCUAUUCGUGGUGGAUCGCAAAAAAGGACUUCUCAAGUAUAUGCGAAUGAGUUACUAUCCAAAUGAGAUAGAGGAGGUAAUUGCACAAAUGCCCGAAGUGGCAGAAGUGUGUGUCUUUGGCAUUUGGAGUGAACUUAAAGGCGAUGCUGCUACUGCCUCAAUUGUAAUCAGAGAAGGUUCUACAUUGAAUGCCGUUCAAGUAGUGGACUUUGUGGCAAGCAAGAUCAGCGCAAGCUAUAAACAUCUACAUGGCGGAGUACAGUUUGUCUCCAAUUUAGCUAGAAGUCCCAAUGGCAAAGUAAAUCGACGAGCUGUAAAGGAGACCUUUCUAAUGAAUAACCAAAUAGAGGACAAAUAAAAGUAAAAUAUGUCUAAAUUAAUCACUUUCAUUGUUAUUUAGAAUGUACUUCGUAAACGUUAAAUAAACCAUUGAAAUUUCAAAAUUU